Heterocephalus glaber (naked mole-rat) is the source of this 1178-nucleotide messenger RNA. The record is from RefSeq and is a predicted model, not a curated record. Lineage: Eukaryota; Metazoa; Chordata; Mammalia; Rodentia; Bathyergidae.
CCCAUUUCCAGACCUGCUCUGCUGGCAGGAUGGGGAAAUAAACGAUCUGCGUCCCAGCCUGAGAAAGCUUCCCCACGAGGAGGCGGGAAAAGGGGCCAAGUUUAGGAGGCUAUUUCCACGGAAAUGGAUGCUCCCUGGGGAUCUGGGGUAAAGGGGUGGGAAUGGGCGGGAUUGGGGGUGGGGGCACAAACGAGCUCGGGCGGGCACGCAGACUCCGGCACCACCUGCUGCAAAGCUCCGCGCGGAAGGCGAAAAACAGCCCCGUGGCGUCCGGGGAAUAAGCAAGGUUUUGCGCUCCAAAUCCAGUGCUACCAAUGUGAAGAAUUCCAGCUGAACAAUGACUGCUCCUCCCCUGAGUUCAUCGUGAAUUGCACGGUGAACGUUCAAGACAUGUGUCAGAAAGAAGUGAUGGAGCAAAGUGCUGCUGAACGGGAGAGCAAGAGAGGGCUAGAUGUCUACAAAAUAAUCUGUCAUCUAUUCUUAGGAGAGAGAAAUGAAAAGGUAUCCACAGCUAAUAUCUUCUCAAGUCUAGCUCUGCUAAAUUUUACCAAGAUUUGAAAUAAUAGACUCUAGUUUGGCCUUGGUGUGAGCCAGGCAAGAAGAGACCCAGCUCUGCUAAUCAAUCAGAUCACAAUUGCUUUAUGCCUGUGUUCUUUAAAGAUGUACAUAUGCACUCAGGAACAUGCACAUACACAAUGGCAUAGGUGUGUGUUAUGUUCUUUUGCCUGUGAAUAUUUGCAUAUGCCAUAUGUAAUUCUUGCAAAAAAAAAUGAAAAUAUUAAACAUUAAGUACUCCUUUGGAGAAUUUCAGAUUGGCAGUGACUUCAUUCAUGCUGUGUCCUAGGCACAAAGACAUUUUUUUAGCGUUCUUUUUUCCACAAGGACUUUAGACAUAGCAGUGAUACCUGUUAAUUUUUUGUUUUCUCUCCCUGCCCCAUCUCUUCUCUCCUUCUACCAGGCCUCUCUGUUAGCCUAUGUUUACACAUCCUCCUGCAGUCCUUAACUUUUUCAUCCUAAUCUCUCUUCAAAUGAAUCAGAUGGAUGGUAGAAUAUGCUCUAUGAAUAAAAAACAUUUAAAAAUCAUCGUGGUUUAGUUUUGCCAAAUGAAACUUCAACGGGUUAAAAAAAAAUCUUUUAAAAAGAUAUCCCCAUCAACAAAGAUAUCCAUGUAUAUUAGU